UCAUAAGCGCCAUAGAGCUACACGCGGCCUCACUCUCCGUCGGUUGCUAGACGAGUCUGUUAUCUUUCAGCGACUUUAUCACCGGUUUCUUUGCACUUUGCCGGACGUUUUCGGAUUUAAGGGAAGACAUAUAUCAGCAAAGGUCACAUUAUCCGGUUACGACCUGGUUACACGUUCCAUUGACGUGUGAAAGCCACGCCCUUGCUUUAAAUCCACCUGCGCUUUCAGAAGCUCAAUUUAGUGAAGCGCUCAAAGAAUAAUAAUUGAUAAACUCUCCGUUAUAUCUAUCUGGACCAUCCAGCCCUACGACUAUUGUUUCUCCUCGUUCUACAUCAAGAACAUCCAGGUCGAUAGGACAGCAAAGAUGAUGCAAAUCUGCGACUCCUACAACCAAAAAAACUCCCUAUUCAAUUCCAUGAACCGGUUUAUUGGUGCUGUGAACAACAUGGACCAGACGAUCAUGGUGCCAAGUUUGUUGAGGGAUGUCCCAUUGGAACAGGAGGGGGAGAAAGAGGUGAACUCCUUCCAGGAUGGAGACAUGUAUGGCUCUUAUGUGCUCCUCAAAUCAAUUAAAACCGAUAUCGAAUGGGGUGUGCUUCAAGCCGAUGAGAGGCGCAAGGAAAAGCAUGGCAUGACGUCGGCCCUGGAGAUGUCUCGCAUCGAGCCGAACGAUGAGGAUUUGGAGAAGAUGUUUCAUUUUCACCUAAACGGACUGCACACGGUACUGGCGAAACUCACCCGAAAAGCGAACACUUUAACAAACCGGUACAAGCAAGAAAUUGGUAUCGGUGGGUGUGGGAACUGAGAAGAACUAGAAUUUGCUCCAUCCAUCACUGGUGGACCGCAAAAAAAGUUCACAAGAGGGUGCAGCAGGGGUUGAAGCCAAAUGGGCCCCUGGCGGCUUCUGCGCAUCUUUAAUUCGCCGGAUUGGAAAAAAAAAGACUACUACUCGAUGCCGGUUUACAAGCACCCUUAAUUCCCCUGCUAAUAUCCCUUGAUAUUGUUUGCACAACCUUGAUGCUGGCUUGGAAACAGGCUUUUGAAAUUUAACGCAAUUUAUUUAAGCAAACAAGCCAACAUAAAAAUAAAAAAGAUAUGCAAAAGACAUAUAAUUGGCCGAUAUUGUAAUUUUGGCGGUGCAUUCAUGUAGAUUAUAACAGGCUGGGCUGAGAACUAAAAACACGAAUUAUGUAUAAAACGCACAUUUCUACACUAAAACGCCGCUGGUACUUUAUGACGUCACAAUCGAUGAGGGAAUUGCAUGACGGUUCUUACGGAUGUUGACAGAUUCCUGAAACUUACGUCAUAUUUCUGUUGGUCAUUGUCUAAAUGAAAAGUUGUCGUGUAUUUUUUCUAUCACAAAGAUGGUUCGGGAAAAUAAACGUUUUGUAAAUGCAA
Molecule: messenger RNA, 1398 nt
Organism: Carassius gibelio (silver crucian carp)
Lineage: Eukaryota; Metazoa; Chordata; Actinopteri; Cypriniformes; Cyprinidae
Product: mid1-interacting protein 1-B
Exons: 2
Coding region: 365-805 (146 amino acids)
Biological process (GO): regulation of lipid biosynthetic process
Cellular component (GO): cytosol
Source: RefSeq, a predicted model, not a curated record